AUGGUUCCAGGGGAUGGACUCCCUGUUUCUGCUGCGCUGAUUUGGCAAAUACUUUCUGUAUUUGCUAGGCGUACUCAUGCAUUUGUGUGUGGGUGCGCUCUUGUUUAUGCGGAUUGUAUUCUACGAGUCAAUUCGGCCAAAAGCCUGCAAACAAGUGACUGGGAAGUAAAUGGGAGGCGGUUAGGAGCCGCAACAAAUAAGCUCCAUGUCCACUCUGAGAGAGCAUGGCAAGCUACCCGUGAGUAUACCCAGCCGUCACGUUCAAAGCCCAGCAAGCUAUACGUAGGUAUCAAAAAUGCCAAACACAGUAAAAUGAACGAGCCUCAUUCCCCUGACCCCGAAAGCGCCCCCAAUUUCGCAGCGUUUCGCAGUAGGACGAGUACGGAGAGGCUGCUAAAAUCUCAGUGCCAGUGGAAGCUGCCUGGAUUACAAAGAACUAUGGUGACGAUCUGUACCUACAAAGCAAGUGCACUUGCAUCCGAGUCCAAGAUAGAAGACUUGCUCAUGCAUGCAAGAAGGAUAAAGUACGACGUCAUCGGCCUGACCGAGACGAGAAGACGCCAGCCUUUCAACGCCGUCUAUGACACCGGAGAGGAACUGUUCCUCGGAACAUGCGACAGUAGAGGUGUAGGCGGCGCCGACGUUCUCGUCAACACCAGUUUGUCCAUGAACACCGAUCCAUUCGAACAACUUACAACCCGAAUCGGACGUUUACGAUUAAAAAGGUGUGGAUUAAUACCAGCUUUGACAAUCGUUGUUCACACACCGCCGUCAAGCGAUGACGAAGAAGAAGUCGAGGCGUUCAAUAUGGACUUGGAGAUGUUCUACAGAGAAGACCACACAUUCUUCAAGGUCGUCAUUGGAGAUUUCAACGCCAAGUUUAUUGGACAUCUGAAAUUUAUACAUAUCUGUAAUUAA
This is a messenger RNA of Angiostrongylus costaricensis, 918 nucleotides long. Lineage: Eukaryota; Metazoa; Nematoda; Chromadorea; Rhabditida; Metastrongylidae. The record is from the annotation of a GenBank genome assembly.